Babesia microti strain RI is the source of this 627-nucleotide messenger RNA. RefSeq lists its product as hypothetical. The coding region runs from base 1 to 627 and encodes 208 amino acids. The record is from RefSeq and is a predicted model, not a curated record. NCBI's taxonomy places the organism in Eukaryota, Apicomplexa, Aconoidasida, Piroplasmida, Babesiidae. The transcript has a single exon.
AUGAAUUGGUCGUUCGUUACUAAUUUGGAUGCCAGAAAAAAUGCCUUCCUGUCAAUUAUUUUAUCUGCUUCCACCAUAUACAACACAGCGGAUCAAGUAAUUGUGUUGCUAGACCGGUCAAUAGCCGAUGAUUCCAUAUUUGCCAUUUCACAAUUCAUCAAUUCAUCACUACAAGACAAGACGAAUUGGAUCAAUUCGAUAUCACUAGUAGAUUUAUUGGAAUCAUUGUUGGACCAGUCACUGGCGAAAGAGUUCCUAAAUGAGUGUCUGCUUGACCGUGAUAAAUUUAUUAAAGUACUUUCUAGGAUUAAGCUUAAAUUUAUUUACGUAAUGGAAGAUACGAUAGAGCAGAUAACGACUUGCCUAACCAACAUAUCUACAGUUUCUAAUAUCAAACUAGUUGUACUGGAUCAGUUAUCUCGUCUAUUAUUUGGCACAGAAGGGAAAUUUCCACAAUUUAUCUCAAAAUAUGCGUUGAUAACGUCACUAGUACAAAACAAAGCUUCCAAUACGCUAAUACUGGAAUCAAUAAGAACCCUUGAUAAUGAGUAUAGAAGAAGGAUUGUUGGGUUUUUAACAUCAAGAUCCGACAGCACGUGCAUAAUACAAGAGUGCAAACGCCAUUAG